Symsagittifera roscoffensis is the source of this 1204-nucleotide messenger RNA. RefSeq names its product cytochrome P450 4C1-like. Lineage: Eukaryota; Metazoa; Xenacoelomorpha; Acoela; Convolutidae. The record is from RefSeq and is a predicted model, not a curated record. Gene Ontology annotation, molecular function: heme binding; oxidoreductase activity, acting on paired donors, with incorporation or reduction of molecular oxygen; monooxygenase activity.
AUUACCAACGUCACAUAUGUAUUUAACCCGCACCGCAUCUUGGUGACGACCAAUCUUAACUAAUACUAUUUAGAUGUGUUAUGGUUAAAUUGAGUUCAUAUCUGGGAUAGUUUGUAAAAUGUUGGGCUAUUUAAUUGGCGUGUUUGGUGUGUUACUGGCCCUUUUUGCCUCUUGGGUUCUGUGUUCUUUCCUGUCCUUCAACUACUCGGCUAAGUCGAAAAGGGUCAGUGCUGCUGCUUCCAAGUUGCCAGGUUUGGAGAGGAAGUUUCUUAUCGGAAACAUCUCUCAGAUUCCCCGGAAACAGAAAGAUUUGAUAGGGUUCUUCCAGAAGUUGGGUCUGGACAACAAUGGAAUGUGUUGUGUAUUCUUCGGACCCCAGCCUCAAGUUAUGAUCACAAAAGGCAGCCUCGCCGGACUCAUUUUGAAGUCAUCAAAACACUCAUCCAAGUCGUUUAGUUAUGAAAUGAUUCACAGUUGGCUCGGCACUGGGUUAUUGACUAGCAAUGGUGACAAGUGGAAGGGCAGACGGCGACUCCUCACUCCCGCAUUUCACUUCGACAUCCUCGACAGGACACUCUCCACCAUGAUAGAACACACCAGAGUGGCCCUCUCUCUAUUCCACACACAUGCUACUCACGACUCAUUCGUGGACAUAUGGGAGGCCAUGAGUCUACUAGCCCUGGACAUAGUGUCUGACUCUGCAAUGGGUGUGGAGCUGGGGUCCCAGAUGCGCAAUCCAGACUCAUUAGACUACGUCCAAAACAGAUCAGAGGUGAGUGAAAUUUUGGUGGAACGAUUUCGCAACCCAAUUCUGUGGAACGACUUCAUCUACUUCCAUCUCACUUCUAAGGGGAGACAGUACAAGAAACUAGUGAAGAAGUUACACAAGUUCACUACAGACGUCAUCACACGCAGGUGGGAAGAAAUUAAAGAUCAAUUGGACAACAUGGUUGGAGGGGGAAAAAGAAACUCAUUUUUGGACUUGCUUCUGUUGGCCAAAGAGCAACAUGGACUCUCUUUCGUGGACAUCAGGGAAGAGGUGGACACUUUCAUGUUCGAAGGCCACGACACCACCUCAGCGGCUAUGUCCUUUGUCAUUCAGAAGUUGGCUACUCAUCCUGAUGUGAUGGAGAGAUUACAGAAUGAAGUUGACGAGAAUCUAGAGGGCGUGGCUUUGGAACCAGAUAAUGUCCAACAGAUCAAG